AUGUUGAAACUAUUCAUCCUAGCCCUGCUUUGCGUGGGCACAAUCGUCUCCGCCCAGACAUCUGGAUGCCUCGUCGGAAACUCAUGUCUCCUUGACACUACCUACACCGUGUCUGGUCAAACCAGAUGGAACUGUAACGUGAUCAACCUCGGAACACCAGUCAACCACAUCAAGCUCGUCCUCCAAGAUAACGCGGGAAUCCUCUCUGUUGAUGGCCUCAAGUUGGCUGCCGACGGAAUCGUCUUUGACUUCUUCCCAGACCGCAGCAUGAACGCCCUCCAGACCAACGGCAACCACCCAUGGUCGUACAUCACCCGUGGCGAUCAGCCAGCCACCGUCUACGUUGAGUGCGGUGCCUCCAGCACCGGCCCAGUCACCGGCACCAUCACCACCGGCCCAGUCACCGGCCAGGUCACCACCACCACCGGCCCAGCCCCAGGUUGCCUCGUUGGUAACUCGUGCAUCCUCGACACCACCUACGUCGUUGCCGGCCAGACCAGAUGGAGCUGCAACGUCAUCAACCUCGGAACCCCAGUCAACCACGUCAAGCUCGUUCUCCAGAACAACGCUGGUGUCAUCUCUGUUGAUGGUCUCAAGUUGGCCGCCGACGGAAUCGUCUUUGACUUCUUCCCAGACCGCAGCAUGAACGCCCUCCAGACCAACGGUAACCACCCAUGGUCGUACAUCACCUACGGCGAUCAGCCAGCCACCGUCUACGUUGAGUGCGGUGCCUCCACCACCACCACUGGCCCAAUCACCACCGGUCCAAUCACCACCACCGGAACCCUCUGCCCAUUGAGCAUCCAGUGCCAGAUCGACGCUAACUUCCACACCGUCGGCCAGACCAAGUACAACUGUAUGGUCCUCAACAACGGUGCCGCCGCCAUCUCCAUGGCCAACAUCCUCCUCUCCAACAACGCCAACCUCGUCUCGAUCGACGGUCUCACCACCUCGAACGGAAUCAACUUUGACUUCUUCCCAUCGCGUGCCCAGUCUGCCCUGCAGCCAAGCCACGGCCACCCAUUCACCUACGUUGUCAACGGUGUCUCGCCAUUGAUGUUCAACGCCUGCGGAGGCUCAGCCACCUCAACCACCACCACCGGCACCACCACCACCGGUACCACCACCACCGGAGGUGUCUGCCAGUUCUCCCUCAGCUGUGCCGCCGACUCUGACUUCUCCGUCGCCGGUCAGACCAGAUUCAACUGCAUGAUCCUCAACCUCGGAUCCCCAGCUGCCCGCAUCAACGUCAACCUCUUCAACAACGCCAACUUGCUCGCCCUCAACGGUCUCACCACCACCGACGGUGCCAACUUUGACUUCUUCCCAUCGCGUGCCACCUCUGCCCUCCAGACCAACCAUGCCCACCCAUUCAACUACAUCGUCUCUGGCAACCAGCAGAUCGGAAUCAACCUGUGCGCCCCAGCCACCACCACCACCACCACCACCACCGGUACCUCCACCUCUGGCUCGUCGACCACCGGCACAUCCGGCCCAAUCUCCACCGGCCCAGUCACCUCUGGCUGCACCCUCGCCAACGUCUGCUACCAGGACUCCCAGACCACCGAGAACAACCAGCUCUACACCAAGUUCACCUGUGAGAUCACCAACUUGGGCAACUUUGCCAUCUCGCACACCAACGUCAACUUUGAUGACAACUCCAACCUCGUGAAGAUCGACGGUCUCACCACCAUCGAUGCCGGUCUCUCCUUCGACUUCUUGCCCCACGUCGAGCAGACCCCAAUUGAGAUUGGCGCCAAGUACUCAUGGUCGUACGUCGUCAAGGGAUCAUCCCCACUCCGUGUCAACAUCUGCACUGGUAGCUCAUCGACCUCCACCACCGGUACCUCCACCACCGGCACCACCACCACCGGUACCUCCACCACUGGCACCACCGCCACCGGUACCUCAGGCUCGACCACCGGCUCAUCCACCACCACCGGCUCAUCGUCCUCCACCACCGGCCAAUGCAUGUGCCCAUGCGCCUGCACCACCACCACUGGCUCCACCACCUCCAGCCCAAUCGUCUGUGACGCCACCUUCUCCCAGUCGCUCUCCAACACCUUCUCCCAGGACGGCUGCACCUACAGCCAGUUCAACGUGACCAUCAGAAACAUUGGUACCCAGGCUCUCAAGUCGGCCAUCGUCUACACUGCCGCCGAGCCAUUGGACAACUUCUCUGGUGCCCGCAAGGUCGAGGCCCACAACUACGACAUCUCUGAGGAGGCUGCUGCCAAGACCGUCAUGGUUGGCAACACCUACACCUGGUCGUACGUCAUCAAGGGAUCCGCCCCAACUGCCAUCAACAUCGUCUCUGUUGCCUGCAACUAA
This is a messenger RNA of Acytostelium subglobosum LB1, 2331 nucleotides long. RefSeq lists its product as hypothetical. Gene Ontology annotation, molecular function: extracellular matrix structural constituent; carbohydrate binding. The coding region runs from base 1 to 2331 and encodes 776 amino acids. Gene Ontology annotation, cellular component: extracellular matrix. The transcript has 2 exons. The record is from RefSeq and is a predicted model, not a curated record. NCBI's taxonomy places the organism in Eukaryota, Evosea, Eumycetozoa, Acytosteliales, Acytosteliaceae. Gene Ontology annotation, biological process: extracellular matrix organization.